CUUCAUACAUCCCAUUUAAAAAUUCAAGAGAGGUUUUCAUCUCAAUCAUGUCACUAUGGACCACUGAUACUUCGGUUUUUAACUCUAGUAGAAGAGAGUAAAUUGAAUCCAAAUCCUUUCCUACAGGAACGGGGGAGUUGUGUCGAUUUAUGCCUAAAGACGAUGCCCUUCUGUCGUUCAGGUCAUUCAUCGUAAGCCUUUUGCAUUUUCUACAAGUCCAGGGUUUUUUCUGCUCGACUAGAAAACGCUCUUCCACCUCAGUAAUUUUGGUGCAUGAAUUUGAGUGGUACCAUUUCUUACACUCUACACAUUGUAAGUUAGGGCACUGCUUAACAAUCCUAGAAUUGCAUUCGCCACAGUAAGCCGAUGAACGCGUCAUAGGUACCUACUAUAGGUAAACAACACCAGCCGACAACACUGUAAUGUAACUGUAUGUACUCGUAAACUUGUAUUGUUGGAAUCAACGAAGGGUCAAACCCUGAAGUUUAGCAAACCGCUUUAUAGGUAAUUAAAAGUAUUGUGUGUCGUGUUCCCCGUUUGGGGAAGCGCGCCUAUGUUUACAAAAGAUCACUCGUGGAAUUGGUGCUUCAAGAUCAACAAGAUUCUGCAAGAAGGAGAAAUGCGUAAGUAUAUAUAUAUAUAUAUAUAUAUAUAUUUCUUAAGCUUAAAUAUGUAACCAGUUCUACAACAACUUGAAACUAAAUCAAAAUGAUAUACGGAAAAUUCAUUGUGUUCGCAAUACUUUACUGUGAAGUGAUGGCGUUAACCGAUAAGGAUCACUUUGGUUCUGACCUCAGUCGGAUGAAGCGGUCACCCACACUUCUAGGAAAGAGACACCAUGGGGGAUUGCUCCUUGGAGGUGGUUUGCUGGGACAUGGGGGUGUUGGACCAUCCGGAGGGGGUGGGGGUCAAUAUGUAACAAAUAUAAACAAUUACGGUCCCUCACACGCAGGGGUAGCAUCCCACCCUGAAGUUGAUCAUCACGUUAACUAUGGACAUGGACAGGGAGGGGGAAGUUUUGCAGCGAGUGGGGCAGCUGCUGGGAGCCAUGGACAAGCUCAAAGUCAAUCAGCAGCCUUUUCUUUGGGGCCUUAUUCGGCCUCCUUCUCACAAAGCCAGGCACAGGGGGGAAGAAGGGGCAUUUUCGAUUUGUUCGAUUAGGGACACAACACUGUGAAGCAAAACUAUAAGACUGUAUUUUAUUCAAUAAGCUCACUGGUAACAACUUAAGAUGUUUUUGGUAUAAUAAACAUUUAACAAAAAA
Molecule: messenger RNA, 1264 nt
Organism: Acanthoscelides obtectus
Lineage: Eukaryota; Metazoa; Arthropoda; Insecta; Coleoptera; Chrysomelidae
Source: the annotation of a GenBank genome assembly